AGAAUUAUUCACUUUAUGAUUUUCUUUUUUCAUUUUAGCGUUUAUGACAUUAACAAAGAACAGGACUGUGUCAAGAACUCUGUGGGUAUACUUGGUGAAAAUGAAUUAAGACCACCCUCCCAGCUACAUUCUUUCUUAGAGAAGAUCAAGACAGGGUUCAUAUCAGAGAAGAUUUUUGAGACAGUGUCCUUGAGUUCAGACUCUAUCUUCCAGAGGGCAGUUUCGCUCCUCCACUCUUCUUACUUGGACUCUGCAUCUGAGCAUGGUUUUCAGUACAGUCAAGUGACUUUGGUGAAAAAUGACAUUAUCUUAAAUGAGUACAAAACUUUUUACCAACAAAAAAAAGCAAAUAACUAUACUCAGGAAGAACUUCAAGAAACUCACGGGUUUCUUCUUUUUGAAACUGAAAGUCAGGCAAAAUUAGCAUGUCAGCGUGGACUCCGUGUUGGCAGGAGCACUGUCACUACUCUUGGUGAUCCAGCCAAAGGUGUAUACAUUUCCAAAUACUCAGACUAUCUUCAUCCAAGACCAUGGUAUCAUGGGAAAUCUGGUUAUGUUGUAAUUUUUAAUCUAAUUAAGGGAAAAGUCAAGUUUGUGUCUGAGAAUUUCACAGCUAACUAUACUAGGCCGUCUUCUGGCUACGAUUGCCACGUUGCUGCAAACACUAACAAGGUUUCUCACAAGACAAGUCAUUUUCGUGCCUUUGAACUGAGUCAGUAUUACCUUUAUGAACUCUCGGGCAACACUGUUACUGAGCGGCCUAGACAGAUCUGUCCUUAUGUAAUUGUAGCUUUUCGAUACAGGGAACCUACAAAGAUGGCAGCACCAGCUUACAAAAGCAUACUUGAAUUCAGUGAAAAUGUUCUCAGCUCUCCAUGGAAAGGGAAAUUAACUAUUCAAGGCCAUAUACUUUGUGAUAUGACUCUUUGGUCUACUUACGGUACAAUGCUUCCAACACAGCUACCACAGGAACUAGAUUUUAAGUAUAUAAUAAAAGUGUCUUCCUUGAAAAAAAGACUACCAGAAGCUGCCUUCAGAAAACAGAAUUACUUGGAGCAAAAAGUGUAUUGCCAAGAUUUGUGCUCCAAUUUGUAUGAGGUGGAAUUAUCAAACAGACAAGGGGAGAAAAUAGAUAAACUAAUAGAAUACAUUAAAAAGAACCAAUUGGCAAUCAUCAAAUGCUUAGAGGAUCGGGGGGUUUUCAUUUUGCUUACAUCAUCAGCCUUAACAUCAGAAUCAGAUGUUGAAGCUGAGCAGAUGGGCCUGCACGGGUUACAUUUAUUCCGUUUUCCCCUGACAGCAGGGGAGAAAGAUGCUAAAGCUGAAGAUGACAUCUCAAUGAAGGUGAUACCUGUUUUACACACCCUUAAUUAUGCCCUGUUAGAAGCAAAGAAAUCACUUCCUAAAGAAGGAGCCCGUCCAAAUGCAUUAGUAAAGUAUCAUUUCCAAGAACAGUGCAAGGUGGACAGAGGACCUUCGUUGACUGCUCCCCAGGGUGGCAUUAAAGAGAUGGCAUUCCCUGGGACACUGUCCAGUGACUUUGACUGGGUUUCUCCAGCUGAAAAGUGCCCUUCAGAGUCUUUAACUCAGCUGAAGUCUUAUUUUUCAGAUCCUAGCAGUUACAUUUUGGAAGUGUCUACUGCCUUGGAUUUGUUAACAGAGCCUCCUCAGUCUCCUUGUGUUUCCGAUGGAAUUUGUGAUGCUGGAUUUUCUUUAGUUAUGACUCCAGAUCCUGAAUUUCUUGACUCAGAGGUAGAAGUAAGAAAAGAAACUGAAACAAAAAAGAAAUCUGAAGUUUUGAAAGCAAAGAAGGGAGUUGUGGUUCCACCAAGUCCAGCGCGAAGUCUGAGAGUGCAGCCUAAGAGGAAGGCCAGCACGCCCGUCGCAGGGCCCCGCAGAAAGGUGAACCUGUGCCGCCCCUGUCCCAAAAGGGCUGCUCCCUCAGCAGACAGUGGCCUGGACUCUCCAACAACUCUUAAGUUAGUUAAAGGACAUUUUCCUCAGAAAAGGAAAAGAGGUGCGGAAGUGCUGACUGCACAGUUUGUACAGAAAACCAAAUUGGAUAGGAAAAACCAAGAUGCUCCUAUUUCUAAAGAUGUUCCUGUGGCAACGAAUACUAAAAGGGCAAAGAAACGAGAGAAAUCUCCAGUCAAAACUGUUCCAAGGCCUAAGCCACCUGUGAAGAAAUGUCCACAAAAACAGAGGGUAACUAUAGGGAAAGGCAAUCAGAAUCCCAGAGUCAGAAAGCAGCCACAGCCCGCCAAAGGAGAAACUGCUUUACAGCCUCAGUCAGAAAUUUCAUCAGCUUGUCAAGAAGAUGGUAUUAGCAUAAACACAAUUCAGCCACAAAGUUCCACGGUGGCCCACAAAGAUCUCCCUGAAAACUCCAUUGUCAACUAUGCCUCCCAGGCCCUAAAUAUGUUAGCGGACCUGGCGUUAAGCUCUGCUACCUCUUCUACGCCAGCAUCUGAACCUGGAAACCUUCUCUGCGCCUCUGAAUUGUCACAGGAUGAUCUUUUGUUCGUUAAAGAAAAUUCUUCGCAAGGUACAUCUGACCAUGAAUAUUAUAAAGAAGUUAAAAAUCCAAAAGGUGGAGUAUCACCUAAACCAUCCCCUGGUAAUAAUUCUGGGCCAGACUUCACUGUUAGCCAGGAUGAAGAGAACUUGGGUCCUUGUGGGCAGGCCCUUACCAAGGCACAAUCAGCACUCACUGAGGGCACACUAGAGCCUUCAUAUGCAAACCAGAGCUUUUUCAUCUGUGUGGAGCACUCGUAUGCUCUGUUCCUUGCACAACAUUCAAGGAAACAUCGACACCAGAGAGGGGUUGCAGGCAUUGCCUUUACCAGGAAUAGGACCAAGGGUUCUGAAGGUAGAACCCCAGUGGGAAAAGUCUUGCCCUUUCGGCACCAGCAGACCACCUCCCCCCUGCAGAAGCCUCCUGUAGACAUCCUGGUACACAAAAGGGGCCGCCCGCUGUCCUCCAGCCUGAAAGGCUUUCUUUGCUCUCACACAGUGUUUAGCUGUGAUGGAUCCUACAAGAUCACUUUCAAAUGUGAAACGGAAUAUGCGUUCAGUUUAGAUAGCAAAUACACCAACAACCCCCUAGAGAAAACUGUGCAAAGAGCAUUACAUGGUCCCUGGAACACCAGUUUGCCUGACAGUGUGGAAGAAGUGAAGCUUUUACUUCAUAUGUGGGUAGCUCUGUUCUACAGCAGUCAGAACAAAGUCAUACGGUCAUCCCGGAAAGUGGUGGAGCACAGCAACCCUGCAAAGUAUGUGUCUAUAAAUAGCAUGUUAGAAUCCAGUGAGCUCAGUGAAGUGGAGGAUGUCCCCAGCAUGGAAAGAGGUUUUACAGACCCUCUGUCGGAGACUAAUGAAGCCUCCCAGGGUCCUGCUCCCGAAGUGUCCUUCCCUGACCCUUGCUGCUUGCUUCCUCUUAUUAAACCAGCCUCUCCCAAGGGCUUGGAACUCUCUGUGCAGAAUGAACAGAAAGAAAUUUUUACGGGAGAGUAUCAUCCAGAUAGCUCAGAAGGCCAAAGUUUCCUCUGUUCUUACAAUAAUGAGGUAAUUGGGACAAAAGCUAAACAGGAAUCAUCAGAUAAGCUAGAGACUUCCAAUCUUGUGCUUUCUGGUAUUAGAAAUAUCAAAACUAAUGGACCUUCUAUUCCUAGUGAAGAUAAAACCCUUCAGCCACUGGAUAGCACAAGAGUGGCUUCUUACAGUGGAACUGUCACUCAAGCCACGUUCACCACAACCUACAAUGGGAUCAGUAGUCAGCCCGCAAUGCCUCAUUACCGCACCCUUGAAAACAAAGAUGAUAUUUUUCAUGUAACAACACAAACAAAAUCAGGUGCUUUACAGGACCUUAUCCAGCAUAGCAGCCCCAGCCCCAUACACGAGUGCCAACCUUCCUUGGAAGGGAAGGAUGAUGAUAGGGGGUAUGUAAUGGUCAGUGUGGAGCCUGUUACUUUCGCUUUAGACAAAAAUGCCUAUGCAGCAGUACAGACAGAAGUUACAAAUAGAGCUGAUAAAUCUACAGCCUUUAAUAAGGAGUUGGUUCACCUGCCACCGGCUACGAGUCUUAGACAUCCCAUGUCCACAUUGGGAACGGCAGAGACACAGAGUCUCGGGGAUGUUUCAGCUCUUGCUGUAUCAGGACAGAAGGGCACUAAAUACCUGUGUGUCUCUUCAUUGAGUAGAGAGACUCCUGAUAAAGAAGUGUGCACAUUACAGAAAGAAAUGCCUUUUUCAGGCUUAUCACCAUCAGAUAGUGCAGUGGCAGUGCAGGCACCGUCUUUAGUUAAAGGAUCCAGGUGUCUGUCACCUAAUGAAGAAAUGAAGCACUCCCAAGAUUUCUUUCUGCAGACUCAGAAUCUCUGUGGAGUAUCGUCAGAGGAGAUUGUAGAGCCAAGACUGGUUGAAGUAAACUCAUCAUCAGCCUCUCCCACCUUGGAAGAGCAGCAUUCACUGAACUGUGUUGCUCUAAGCAGCAGAGCAUCAGAUGGCCCUUUAGAACUGAGGAAGAAUGCCAGGAGUGAUCUCAAUAGUGAAAAUCAGAAUUCUGAAUUGUUUAACUCAGUGUCUGCCAAACACUCCUCCCUGUCUGAGAAUAGAGAGGUCAGGCUAGAGUUAUCAGAGGAAGAUUCUGACAUUGACUUAACUCUAACAAUAUCACCGCCUACAAGUCCCAGAGAAGAAACAUCAGCUAGGGAGACAGAGCAGCCUCAGGAAUCCCCGUCAUCAAGUUUAGCACUUCAAGAUAGGGCUGAAGAAACAGUCGCGCCAGAGGAGCUGGUGCUCCCAGAGAACAGAGACGUGCGUUCUGGUUAUGUGUCUGUAUAUCCCACAGCAUCAGAAGAACCAGUAGAAAAUAAGGAGAGAAAGGGUGAUCAGUCACAACCAGUUACUGUAAUCCUUUCUAAGGAAAAUUGCACACUUGAGAUUGCAGAGGAAAUUAAUGUGACUUCUGACUUUCCCUUUGAUUCUCUAAUUGAGGAAGUGUCACCAGCUUCUAGUCCUGAUGCCCCAGUAUCACUUGAAGAGACAAGACCAUACCAGGCAGUGUCUCCAUGUGGUUUAAAACAUCAUGGGACACAGAAUGCAAAGAGUAACGGAUUCUCCCAGUUAGAGUCAAGAGAUUUAGGCAUAACAGAAAAAGAAAAUUCUUUUGUUGGUCCUACCUAUCCAGUGGGACAAAAUGACUUAACUCAGGUCCAACACAUGCAGUCCUUUGCUAAGGUGCCCCUGAUGAUGACUGAUUACACAGAGACAAAGGGUAGACUUGCCCUUCCCAAUAAAGUAACCCAGGAGGUGGGCCAGGGGAAGUGUGAUGAGAGUCUGUCUGUCUCAGAAAUGGUGCACAGCUUUGGCACAGAGUUAACCCAGCCUGCCUUAGCUGCUGAGUACAGAGGGAACUUCAAGCUCCCUCUGCAAAAACUGGUGAAAUCAGGAAAUCUCUUUCAGCCAGUUAGUAUAGAGAACAGAAAUUUGGACUUAAAACAUCUUGUCUUGAAGUCCAGUGAACUUCCAUUUAGUCCCAGAAAGGUUAUGGAAAAUAAGUCUUUGGCUGACACAUUGAUUUCCUCAGCUGCUCCAAGUGGUAUGUUGGAUGCGUCAUUAAAGCAACAGACCAGCCCUCCCAACAUUGGGAAGACUCUUCUGAGCAGUGGUGUGGCAACAGGCACAGGCAGCUGUGUACAGACUAAGUCUCUGAGCCCUGCCCCAGUUGCUGGCACUCAGGCCACACAGGCAUAUGCACUCCCAGAGGUCCCGGCACAGGGUUCCUCUUUAGAGUGCACUGUGAUGGCCAGUCUAUGUCCAGUGACUGUAGACCCAGGGUUUCAAACACAGGAAUUAUCAGUAGUCAAAAUGGCCUGUUUGCUUGAGAACAAUGAAACUGAGGUGGCAUUACAUGAAGAAAACAUGGAUCUAGGCACUGUUGGCCCUCCACCCAACAGUGUAUCUCCAGAAAGCAAACAAAAAACAAUCCACCUGUUGCAAGAUAUGUCACAGUGUGUGACAGAGGAGCUGUUGCCCAGCAGAGUUUUCCCCAUGUAUGUUGGCACUUGUGAAAACACAGCAAAUGUGAGUGAGAACUCCAACAGAGAACCUUAUGCUUCCUGUAUCCCAGAGCCCUUUGACCCUCCUGCCUGUGGAAUCUCUAAAGAGCAUGUGGAGUGUGAAAGGGCUGGUGAGGGGCUAAGGCUUGGGGCAGGUGUUGGGGCUGUGCACUGUGAACCACUUUCUAUAGAAUCUGAUCUAGCCCCUCUCAGUGUUUGUGGAAACCCCAAAUUAGACAUGGAGGACUCCUGCACUUUGAGGGAGAGUCACACCAGGAGAGGAGAAGAUGCUGCCAAAGAUAGUUAUGGCUCUUUGACGAACUUAGACAACAGUGACCACAUAGACUGGAGCUGCUUGGACCAGGUUCCAGGCAAGGAGACAAACUCUCCUUCCAGGCCCUGGGCCAGUACAUUAAAAAAAGAAGGUAAGUGUGUGCCAUGUUAUAUCCAAAUCCAGGAUUACCGUGGAAUCCCCAGAACUUACGCCAACUUUACUAUAACAAAAGAGUUCAAAGAUACCACAAGAACUUUACACAGCUUGAGAAGGCACCCAGAUUUCACUGCAGACUGUGACCUGCUCAGCUCCUGGACAAGCACUUGGCAGGUGACCAGCGACCUCACCCAGAACACUUUAGACCUGGAGUACCUUCGAUUUGCACAUAAGGUAAAACAGACAGUGAAGAAGAGGGGUGCACAGCAUCCUGCUACCUCUUCCAGUAUCUUUCUCAAGGGCUCGCCUCCCCAGGCUGCAGUCAGCACUUUCCCGUUGACAAAAACAUGUGAGGCCCCAGUUGGGCAUCCUGCAUUCAGGAGCAAAAGCUCCCUCCUGGUGACAGUUGUGCACUCAGACUCUAGGCAGGGCCAGCACAGGGGUGGGCCCCUGCCCAGCAGUCUGCACAGCUUGCCCUCCUUUUGGAAGAAGAAGUGUGAUCACAGUAGCAAUCUUACAAAUUCUCAAAAAAAUCCGACAGCUUCAUUCCACCUCAACAAACUGAAAUAUAACAGUACUUUGAAAGACUCUCGAAAUGAUAUUUCACUUAUUCUCAAUGAAUAUGCUGAGUUCAAUAAGGUGAUGAUGAAUAGCAGCCAAGUAGUUUCCCAAGAUAGCAGAUUAAAUGUCGAUUCUGGAGAAGCUGCCAUGUCUCCAGAAAUAUAUCUGUCUUGCUCAAGGCAGUCAGCCUCCUAUGAAGACAUGAUCACAGACUUGUGUACCAGUCUCCACGUCAAAUUAAAAAAUGUCAUGAAAGAGGCUUGUAACAGCACCUUCCUGUUCCACCUUAUUGAAACAGAAGACAAAUUGUUCUUUGUAAGAACAAAGAACCUUCUGAGGAAAGGGGGCCAUACGGAAAUUGAACCUCAGCAUUUUUGUCAAGCUUUCCAUAGUGAGGAUGACACACUGAUAAUCAUCAUCAGAAAUGAAGAUAUAGCAUCACAUUUACAUCAAAUUCCUUGUCUACUGAAGCUGAAGCAUUUCCCCGGUGUCAUCUUUGCUGGAGUCGACAGCCCUGGAGAUGUUCUUGAUCACACUUACCAACAGCUAUUCCAGGCGGGAGGCUUUGUGGUGUCAGAUGACAAGAUAUUAGAGACCUUAACAUUAGUUCAACUGAAGGAAAUCUUGAAAAUCCUAGAAAAGUUAAAUGGAAGUGGAAGAUGGAAGUGGUUGCUACACUACAGAGAAAAUAAAAAACUGAAAGAAGAUGUGAGAGUGGAUUCAGUUGCACAUAAAAAGAGUGUACUACUGAAAUCAUAUCAAAGUGCAAAUGUUGUUGGAUUGCUUCAUUAUCACCAGUGUGACUCCCGGUCAUCAGCAAAAGCAGAUGUUCUGGAAUGUUUGAUAAACCUGCAGAUUCAGCAGACCGACGCCAGGUUUGCUGUCUUCUUAACAGAAAAGCCUACUAUCUCCAGAGAAGUCUUUGAAAAUAAUGGAAUCCUUGUUACAGAUGUAAAUAACUUUAUAGAAAACAUACCAAAAGUAGCAGCUCCUUUUAGGAGUAGCUAUUGGUAAGAACACUUUUUAUUGUAACUCCCACAUGGGCUAGAGUUGCUAAGAUAAACUGUUCUUCAUGAUUAGAUCAUGCUGUAGAUUUGUUAUUUAUUUUGGAGUGGAAUUACACAGUUCGGCAUAAAUGGGAAUUCUUGAAGUAUCACUAAUGAAAUAAGAAGCCUACUUCAAAUUACUGCAUAUGGCAUUAAGAUUCUUGGUAGAAAAAAACUCCUAAGUUAAAAGGAUGCAUAAGGAGUUUCCCCAUGUUACACACAGUGGAAUUACCACUUCUGUUUCUCUAGGUGGUUUACCUCCAACGUGGCUAGACUUGGAAGACACCAACAGCAAAUUAGUGUCUUCCCUUUUCUUUGGAAAACUUUGAUACACAUGGGCAGUCUUCUCAUAUUUGAAAAAUCAAAGUCUGCAACUCAAAGUUGGUUUUCAUUAUAUUUUGCUAAAAUAGGUGACUUCAAAGUAGUCCAUUGGCUUUGGGUUGCAGUGUCAAGUAUUUUAAGUUACUUUCAUUUUAAACAGAUGCCUUUAAAGCUAUUGAACUUAAUAUUAAAAGUAUGAAUUUUAUAACAUAAUUUACUUAGUUGGUGCAAAAAUAAGUAUUUCACAAAUAGCUUUGUUUUUGCAUGUUAAUGUCAGAGAGACAUGUGUAAUGCACAUCAUGGUUGGUUUUAAAGGUCUUACCACCAUUGUAAAACUAUCCCCUCAAAUGGUUUUAUUUGCCAUUAGAUAAGCAACAACACUACAUAAAGUUAAGACAUUUUUCCUAAAAGGUACACGUUUAUAAAUGGUCAUUUCUUAGUUUUUGUAAAUACUGCACUAUAAAAACCAACUUUCUGAAGAAUAAUCAUUUAUUUAUGAUAUUAGAAAUUUUUACUGUAAUCUUUAAAAUUCAAAACCAAGCAAAAAACAUUUGUAAGAUACAUAGUAUCUAUUUGGAGCAAAGGAUUUUAUAACUAAUUUGUUUCACUUUUUUUAAUAAAAACGACUAAAAAUCAUUUACCUUUUUCUGCAAUGAUUUUGUAGGGAAAACGUUACAGAAUAUUUUACGAUUUUUAGGCCAUUUAAAAGUUGGAAUCCAGAGAAAUU
Messenger RNA from Otolemur garnettii (small-eared galago), 9144 nucleotides. It is a transcript of the gene TASOR2, whose product is annotated as family with sequence similarity 208 member B. Bases 16 to 8064 code for a protein of 2682 amino acids. The transcript is spliced from 23 exons. Gene Ontology annotation, biological process: negative regulation of gene expression, epigenetic. Lineage: Eukaryota; Metazoa; Chordata; Mammalia; Primates; Galagidae. The record is from RefSeq and is a predicted model, not a curated record. Gene Ontology annotation, cellular component: nucleoplasm.